This is a messenger RNA of Heteronotia binoei (common prickly gecko), 2382 nucleotides long. RefSeq names its product ependymin related 1 (gene EPDR1). The transcript is spliced from 5 exons. NCBI's taxonomy places the organism in Eukaryota, Metazoa, Chordata, Lepidosauria, Squamata, Gekkonidae. Bases 1 to 1338 code for a protein of 445 amino acids. The record is from RefSeq and is a predicted model, not a curated record. Gene Ontology annotation, molecular function: calcium ion binding. Gene Ontology annotation, biological process: cell-matrix adhesion. Gene Ontology annotation, cellular component: lysosome; extracellular region.
AUGAAACGUUUGUGGGUCUUAGAAGGUGCCAUCGGACUCAAAUUUAGUCCCGUUGGAAGCCCGAAACCUCCCUUAUCAAAAGUUAUUCCAAUUACCUGUAGGGGGCUACGCCGUCGGGUUCGCUACGGAGAAACGUCUCUAGGUGUAGAGCUACCGACGCAUCUCCCGAACGUGGGUGGCAUCCCGUUAAUGCGCCUUGCAAUUUCCCUUCGGCCUUCAAGUUUCCUUGUUCCCAGAAGCAUUAUAGCUACUGGGGAACUUCCAGCUCGACGGCAACGGAUAACCCCUCGGCCAGAUCCCGUGGAACCAAAGCGGUUCUUUCCGGCGUGGGGUUUUCCCGCCGCUCACCGUCCUCGGAGGCUGAGCUCCACGGCGAGAGGGGCAAUCUGGCGCGCCCUCCCUUGGCAGCUGCCUGGCUGCCGCCACUUCGCCGGGGGCAAGAAAAACUCGCCUGCGCCUGACACGCCGGCUCUCUGCUGCCGGCUGGGCGCGGAGGAAGCCCGGAGCCUUUUGGGUAAGCAACGCGGCUCGGCUGCGGCCUCUCGGGCUCCCUCUGCAGUUCCUGUCCAGCCGCCGCCCUCCUCGCCUUGGCGCAGCGGCCUUCCAGAGCCUCGCCGGAGCCACCGCGGAGACAAGGGCCGGCCUCGCCGCGACCAGAGCAUGACCAAAGGCGUCGCAGGCAGCCGAGCCUCUCCGGCCCGGCUCCUCCUCCUGCCGCCGCCGGUGCUGCUGUGGAGCGUAAUCGCGUCCCUGGCUUGCCGGAGCCUGGCGAGCGCGCAGCAGCCCGUCCCCUGCCAGGCCCCGGUGCAGUGGGAGGGGCGCACGGUGCGCUACGACCACAACACCGGCAAGAACAUCCGGGCCCUGGUCACCUACGACGGCCCCAACCAGCGCCUCCGGGUGCUGGAGGAGAAGAAGGGCCUCAUCCCUUGCAAGAAAUUUUUUGAAUAUAUAUACCUGUAUAAAGAUGAAGUGAUGUUUCAGAUUGAGCAGGUUACAAAGCUGUGCUCCAAGAUGCCUUUAACUGAGCCAUGGGAUCCUUAUGAUAUUCCUGACAAUUCCACCUAUGAAGAUCAGUACUAUAUCGGAGGACCUUCAGAUCAAAUUAUGGUACAGGAAUGGUCGGAUAGAAAACCAGCUAGGAAAUUUGAAACCUGGGUUGGCGUUUACACAAUGAAGGACUGUUACCCAGUUCAGGAAACCUACACCAGGAACUACAGCAUGACCACCUCCACCCGCUUCUUUGAUCUAAAGCUUGGGAUAAGUGACCCAUCUGUAUUCACUCCUCCCAGCACCUGCCAAAAGGCUCUGCCAAAAAGGAUGAGUGACGAAUGUUGAUGGUGGACAUUGGCUUUUGUACACAAACAAAGGAUACAGUGUCGGUGGUCAUCAGUUAUCAAUCACUGGCAUCUGACAUGAGCGUUGCGCUUUGCAGAACAGCAGAGUUAGGGAAUGGGGCUAGGUAGACUAGGAUCUCCAUCUCUUCCCUCAGUGUCUCAUUCUAACGUUGCUCUCCUACAUGGUGGUUAUUAAUGUUUCUGGACAUUUAUUUAAGCUGCUAAGUUGUUGUUGUUUCGGCGGGGGGAGAAUUUAAUUGUUUUUAAUUCCCUAGAAGCAUACCAUCCUUUACAAUGUAUAUUAAAAACAUGGGGCACUUUUGUUAAUUUUGGAGGAAAGGAUAGAGUAUAACAUAUAUAGGAACAAAGGUACUACCAUAACAUGGCAUCAGCAGCCAGGAGCAUCAUACUGAUUAUAUACAUUUUCUAGCAUUGCUCUCCUUGGUUUUCUGGAAACUAAUAUACUGAAUUGAUUAUACUAUUAUACUGAAUUGAUACCAACAUUAGCUUUUCUAUGUGAUAACAGGAAUAAGAAAUUACUAUAAGUGACCUUGUACUUUAAUGGAAAGUACUACAGGUUUAGAGUAGGUCUCUUUUCAUGCAUGGCUUGUGUGGUCCUUGUGCCAGAGAUACCAGUUGCUUUGCUUGUAUUAGCAGUCUUUCUUAAAAAGACUCACAGCUUAGACCUAAGAUCCCAAUGCCAGCGUAUCUCCAAGAUAUUCUGAUGUAGGGCCUAGUCAUUAUCCUGAAACCUUUCAAGGUGGGGUUUAGGGCUGGACUGGUUCUGGGUUUUGCCAGAAAAGCACAUUAUAAUGUGUGGUUAUAGAAAAACGCUUGCUAAGCAGUAUGGGACACCCAGUUAUUACUGAGUUAAUUUCAUAGAGUGAAAAGCACAGAUAAGUCAAGGUUAAUGUCAUGGUUGGUCUGAACUUGGAUAGCCAUUGGGACACCAUUGCAGGAGGGGUUGAGGGUGAAAAUGGUAUUUCAGCGCUGGGUGCAAUAAAUUUCACAACUGAAUUUAAAAAAAAACUUCCCUUGAAUCAAA